GUGUCUUACAGUGCGCAAACACAAUCCGUCGAGUUUUCCAGCACAUGUCGGGGAAUACCUUUGUUGGGGUAUGGAGUCGGUUGUGGAAACAGAGGUGAUAUGGGCAUGAAUAUAUUUAGACGAUUGCAAGGGAAUCCGUCAGGCCGCUGGCAUCAAUGACUCGAGUCUCGCCUCCUCUGAAACAUACUUCCAUCGUGCGCUCGACCUCGUCAGUAGUCUCUUUCUUCUGCAAAUUUCUCAGUUCCUUUCGGAUAUUCUCCGUGUUCGAAGCUCGUAUGGAUGACUGGAUAACGGAGAUUUCUUUCAUCCGACUUAUUCCUGUCUUGCGCGAACCAUGAACGGCUGUCAGCAUUGGCGGAUUGCCCAGGGCGCUCCUAGGAUUUCGGUUCAGACUCGUGGUUCAUCAUGAGCGUCGUUUUCGGCUCGUUUUAGCACUAGCGAAUAGCAGAGGGCUGGGAGGCAGUUUAACCUACGGACAUCAGAUGCGAACAGUUCCUAGAGAUCACGCGUCUCGGAGUCAAACGGUAGCCAAAGGAUCACUCAGCACUACUUCCAAUCUUAAUGGGAAGCUUACCGAAAGCAUCCGCUUACUUUCAGGGCAUUCAGUCAUCUCAACUUGAAUGUUCCAGCACUGACUCCACUUCUAAUUAUUGCGGUCAGCUUCGUCAUCUAGCACCAAAGGUUUGGCCACCAGGACGGCUUGUGGAAAUUGCAGGUAAGAACUAGAUCUGACAGCGGCUGACAAUGACUGACUUUUCACCAGAAAACGGAAAGUUCGUUGCGAUGCUCUCAAACCAGUUUGCACUCAGUGUCAAAACCGAAGAACCACGUCGCUUGAUGAUCCAUGCGAAUACCCAGGUGAAACAGGACGGACUACGACUGAAAUGUUGGAAGAUAACAUCUCACGCCUCGAACAAAGGAUACGCGAAUUAGAGAGUGCAGAAGAUCCGUCUGCUAUCAGGCUUCAUAAUCCUUACUCUCGAACUGGAUAUCGAUCGACUCCGUCGCCUUCACAAGGAAAUCAAAGGGAAUUCUAUGAAAACCAAAGUAUUACAGCUUUAACGAACUUCAAUCAGGAACCACCCGUUGAUCUGCGACAAGUAUAUCUUACAUGGUUCUUCUCGUAUUACGGGUCGGUAUUUGGGAUGUUCCUGAAUGAAUCACUUCUUCUGAAGGGAGCGUGCUCAGCGCUACCCUUGGGACAUCCAUCGAGGCCUUCUCCCGCUCUAUUACACACUAUAUACUACAUUAUUUCACACCUCCGAGAUACAUCACCUCAUGUACAUCCAUCUCAGAACCCACCACAUGUAACUCUUUCUCAAGUGCUUCAACAAGUCUCCAAUAUGCUUUCUUCAUCACACCCCAAGAGGCUGAUCCAUACUAUCCAAGCAGAGGUUCUGCUCUCCAACUAUUUCUUCCUCACCAAGAGAAUACUAGAGGGAAAAUAUCACUUGAACACUGCAAUUUCAUUGGCGGCGGGGGCAGGAUUGCAUCUUAUCCGAAGUCCAUCGAGUCAUCGUCAGCUACUUUCGACGUCUGCUAUACCUACGUGUGCCAGUUACGUUGAAGAAGGGGAGAGAAUAAACGCUUUCUGGGUCGUGUACUGCAUGAGCAACUUGUGGGAUACAGUUUGUUCGAAUUCUGUAGCUUUUGACGUCGUCUUUGACUCUGGACGGGAAGGAAGGAGGAUCGAUACGCCGUGGCCCAGGGACAUGUUAGACUACGAACAAGAUGGGAUUCCGACGGGACUCACAAACCAUUCGACCGUGAAGAAUUUCCUCGCAAGCUCAUCUACCAACUGCGACGUCCAAGGAACAUCCGGUAUUACUCUCUAUUCUAAAGCAACAAUUCUCUUCGCUCGUGCGACGUCGCUCGCAAAUUCAUCGCCCAAUAACAUGAGUAGCUCGGAUAGACAAACAUUUUUGGCAGAUUUCAAUCAUACAGACCGGCUUAUAGACUCCUUCGCGUCCGGACUUCCAUCUAUUCCCUCCGAGAGGUCUCCUUCAACCAUUCACCUCGCGGUUUUGACGCACACCUUAACAUAUGCCGCCGCGAUUCAACUUCAUUCCGUGUUUUCUGGUACAGAUGGCCGCUCUAGUAGCAAAUCUCUAGCGUUGGCGGGAGUGGCGGUUGGAUUGCUCCCACUAUUCAUUGACGCCCUCAGACAGUCUCCUGAUGUUGCUAGGCUCCCAACUGUGGAUCCCGCUUUUGGACUUCUCUGGGGUAUCGUCGGUAAUGUUCUUGUGAAGGAGGUGAGAAGGGUACGAGCCCGCUCCAUAUCAACGGCGAGCGUCGGAAAGGAGAACGGGUUACUGGAUAUGUUGCAUACGUUGGUGGCGACGAUGGAAGGGCUCAAAAGCCAUUCAGCUUUCAUGGCAUAUCAGCUCGAUACACUGAAAGAAGCUAUGAAAGUACCAUGA
This is a messenger RNA of Marasmius oreades (fairy-ring Marasmius), 2420 nucleotides long. RefSeq lists its product as uncharacterized. The transcript is spliced from 11 exons. Gene Ontology annotation, cellular component: nucleus. The record is from RefSeq and is a predicted model, not a curated record. Lineage: Eukaryota; Fungi; Basidiomycota; Agaricomycetes; Agaricales; Marasmiaceae. Bases 885 to 2420 code for a protein of 511 amino acids.